Molecule: messenger RNA, 1374 nt
Organism: Pyrenophora tritici-repentis Pt-1C-BFP
Lineage: Eukaryota; Fungi; Ascomycota; Dothideomycetes; Pleosporales; Pleosporaceae
Product: oxysterol-binding protein
Cellular component (GO): intracellular membrane-bounded organelle; cytosol; membrane
Molecular function (GO): sterol binding
Source: RefSeq, a predicted model, not a curated record
AUGGCGGACCCUGUUCCUGAAAAGGGCCCAACUGGCUCCGCGCCUUCCUCGGUCAUCAACUCGCGGGAUAACUCACGGGCGGCGACUCCCUUGAACGCUGCGGUAGCGGAGAAGGCGCCCGAUGACAGCUCAAAGUUCAAGACGUUUCUGGGCAUACUGAGGAGAUUCAUUGGCGUUUCCGAUCUCGCUGCCGUCCGAUUCUCCCUCCCCGCCCAACUCCUCGAGCCGAGACCGAAUUUGGAGUACUGGCACUACCUAGACCGACCGGACACCUUCAUCAGCAUCGGAGAUUCAGACGAUGAUUUGGGGCGCAUGCUCGGAACCCUGCGCUUCUGGUUUACCAAGGACCUGAAAUACGUCAAGGGAAAGCCAUGCAAGCCCUACAACUCCACACUGGGCGAGUUCUUCAGGUGUAAUUGGAAAAUCGAAGAUACCCACCCCACGCUCAAGACGCCCAAAUCGGCACCCUCGAGCGCCGCCAACAGCGUCAAGGGCGAUGGCAAGACUGUCACCGUCUCGUACCUCACCGAGCAGACGUCGCACCACCCUCCCGUUUCUGCCUUUUACGUCGACUGCCCCGAGAAGGGUAUCAGCGCACGAGGCUAUGAUCAGCUUAGCGCAAAGUUUACGGGUACAAGCGUGCGCGUUGUGGCUGGAGCGCACAACUUGGGCAUCUUCAUCAACCUGAAGAACCGAGAUAACGAGGAGUACCAGCUCACACAUCCAGCCGCGUACCUGGGGGGCAUUCUCCGAGGCUCCCUCAAUGUGUCCGUUGCGGAUAGCUGCUUCAUCACCUGCCCAAAGACUGGGCUGAAGACGAUUCUAGAGUACCAGGAGGAGGGCUGGCUCGGCCGAUCGCAAAACAAGGUUAUGGGAGUCAUCUUCAAAUACGACCCCAGCAAGGAUACGGUAAUGAAGAUCAAGGAUGUGCCUGAAAAGGAUGUCCUUGCGCGAAUAGAAGGCAACUGGCAAGACAAGGUCUACUACACUCUGGGCAGCAAGCCCUACACCAAGGUCCCUGAGAAGAACCUUAUCAUCGAUCUCAAUCCGCUUGACCCCAUCCCCAAGAUCGUCCCGCCACUUGAGGAGCAGCUUCCCAACGAAUCGCUCAAGUUCUGGGACGGCGUGACGAAUGCCAUAGUAGGCAAACAAUACGGGGUUGCCACCACGCUCAAGACGGAAAUCGAGGAGAAGCAAAGGGCAAAGGCGGCCGAGCGCAAGGCAGCGGAUAAGGAAUGGAAGCCACGCUUCUUCACCGGUGCCGUUACCCCCGUGGGCAAACCAGACCUCACCAAGGACGGCGAGGAGGCGCUCAAGGGACUGCACACGGAGAACUACAAGCUUCCACCCAACGACGAAUACGCAGCCUUUUGA